This is a messenger RNA of Helicoverpa zea (corn earworm), 2436 nucleotides long. It is a transcript of the gene Hgsnat, whose product is annotated as heparan-alpha-glucosaminide N-acetyltransferase. NCBI's taxonomy places the organism in Eukaryota, Metazoa, Arthropoda, Insecta, Lepidoptera, Noctuidae. The transcript has 11 exons. The record is from RefSeq and is a predicted model, not a curated record. Bases 163 to 1914 code for a protein of 583 amino acids.
GACGCGGAGCCGGUUAGUCGCUCAGUCACAUACAAGCCUGACGGGCAGACGGACGCGUUUAACAGUUAAACAUUUUGAAGUUCAGUGAAAAAUGUAUUUCGAUUAAAAGUGAAGUUUUGACUACUUUGGAUUGAAGAAGUCUGAAACGUUUCGUGUGUAAAGAUGAAUGACUCUGUGGUGGUAUCGAAUGACACUUGGCAGUGGUACAAAGAAGUGGUGCGGUCAUGGCUGGAAGACCCAGGGGUGCAGGAGUACGAGGGGCUGAAUAUGACGGCCCUGCAGAUGGACCAGGCCUACAUGGUGGGGUCGUCGGCUGUCGAUGUCAGUGUUUACAGCGUUUCUGAUGAUUGUUUCCGAUGUCCGUUCAAGCUGCAGGAGUUCAUACCGGCUGGCGAGGAGACGUCAUGGGUGGCCAGCACGGCGCGCCGGUCCACAUGGAGGGUGUACGUUAACAGCACGGACACGUACAAAAUUGCGGGUGAUACCACAGACUUGCUAUGCCAGCUGAGGCCGGAGAUGGGGGAGUUCGGAGUGUACAAGAUGAACGUGUCAUCAGCAGGGUGUGAUAUACGCACCGACCGGGAUCCUGUCGACAUUUACUUGCCUCUACUGUUGAUGCUGGGAGUACUGCUGGCAAUAUGGGUGCUAUACGGCAUCAUCAAGCUGAUCAUGUCAAGAGUGAGGAGGACCGGUAAGCUGAGGUAUGGAGACAAGGAACUGGCAAUACAGCAGAGGUUACGAGCACUGGAUACGUUUAGAGGGAUGGCUAUAGUCUUCAUGAUCUUCGUGAACGACGGUGCUGGUGGCUACUGGUGGUUGGAACACGCGACGUGGAACGGCUUAGUGGCUGGAGACCUGGUUUUCCCUGCCUUCCUCUGGAUCAUGGGUGUUUGCAUCCCCUUGUCUGUGAAGAGCUCCUUUGCAAAGGGAGUACCGAGGUGGAAGAUUGUUCUACAAAUUGUUAGGCGUUCAAUCAUGAUGUUCCUGAUAGGGAUGUCGUUGAACACGAUCUACGGCUCCAACAUGUUACAUGAACUACGUAUCUUCGGCGUGCUUCAGCGGUUGGCAGUAUCCUACCUCAUCGCAGCCGGAUUCUACGCGCUCACCGCCCCGAAAUAUUAUACGCCUCCGCGGGUGAGUGGUGCUUGCGGCCAGGCCCUGAAAGAUGUACUGUCGUGUGUGUGGUGCUGGGUGCUGGCAGCGAUCCUCGUGGCUACCCAUAGCGUCAUCACGUUUGUGGUUCACGAUCCUGAAUGCCCAAUGGGUUACUUAGGACCCGGUGGCUUACACGACGACUGGGUGGCAAAGAAUUGCAGUGGUGGGGCGGCUGCGUACAUCGACCGGCUAGUGUUGGGGGAAUCGCAUCUGUUCCAGCAUAGUGAUGCACGUCGUGUGUAUGGAGGAGUAGCUACGGACCCUGAGGGACUUCUUGGUUGUUUAACAUCGGCGGUGCAAGCACUACUAGGCGUGCAAGCAGGAGCAACGGUUCUCCUACAACGGUCACACAAGGCGCGCAUAUCUCGCUGGCUCGCGUGGGCACUGGUGUUCGCGCUCGCUGGGGCCCUACUCGCUGGCUUCUCUAGGGAGCAUGGAGUUGUGCCCAUCAAUAAGAAUCUUUGGUCAAUGUCAUUUGUCCUCGUAACAUCAGCAUGCUGCCUCAUACUGCUCUGCUUCUGCUACACCCUAACAGACGCUUGGAGGAUCUGGGGAGGAGGUCCCUUCAGGGCCCCAGGGUUGAACGCCAUCGCCUUGUACGUCGGCCAUUCUGUCUGCGCCCAUCUGUUCCCCUUCCAUUGGAGAGUUCCAGACAUGAGGACUCAUGCUAUCAGCCUUGUGGAAGCGGUUUGGGGAACAGCCCUAUGGGUCAUCAUCGCUCAUGUUAUGGCUAAGAAGAAAGUUUUCAUCUCUCUUUGAGGAUACUGUUAAAUGUUAUAUGGAAUUGAUUUUUAUUAAGUCUCCUUCACAAAUUGUAAAGUUGAGUGGUUUUUUUUAUUGAACUGCUUUGUUUGUACUUUAGUGUACUUGAACAAAUUUCUUUUGUUGCAUUUCUUGUUAUGCAUUUUAUGUCUUCACUAGUUCGUCAAAAUUGAGCGAUUAAUGCAUACAUAUUUUUUUUUAAGGCAAUGAUAGUUCUGUGUAAGGCUAGAUUUAAUGAUGUAUAGUUUAUGUUUUAUUGAUAUUCUUUACGAUAGUUAUUAUAAUUUAAUACGUAUUUAGGAUAGUUUAGUGUAGAUAUGAACCAAGACUGAGCGGUAGAAAAACCAUAGGUGCUCCAAUAGCUCUCAAUGUAAUCUUUUGGUUUUCACUUUAUUGUAUGUACUAAUUAUAUAAAAGUCUAGUCUUAAUUGCUUAUUUUAAGAUUUGUCUACGGAUUUGUAUGUGAGAGCGAAUAUAUGGUAAGCUUGAUAAGUAAAAUAAAGGAUCACCGACAAUGAA